Molecule: messenger RNA, 891 nt
Organism: Spodoptera frugiperda (fall armyworm)
Lineage: Eukaryota; Metazoa; Arthropoda; Insecta; Lepidoptera; Noctuidae
Product: 3-oxoacyl-[acyl-carrier-protein] reductase FabG-like
Exons: 1
Coding region: 47-823 (258 amino acids)
Molecular function (GO): oxidoreductase activity
Source: RefSeq, a predicted model, not a curated record
AAAUAAAGACAUUCAGAUUAACUUUUACAAUCGUUCUGAAACCACUAUGAGUUUCCAAGACAAAGUAGUAAUUGUAACUGGCGCCAGUUCUGGCAUUGGAGCUGCCACUGCCAUCAAAUUUGCGGAAGAAGGAGCUAAAGUAGUAUUAGUGGGCAGAAAUCAAGAGAAACUAAACAACGUCUCGAAAAAAUGCGGUAACCCAUUAAUUAUCGCUGCCGACGUAUCUAAAGAUGAAGACGCCAAAAGAGUUAUUGAAGAAACCUUAAGGUAUUUUGGAAGUAUCGAUGUCUUAGUAAAUAACGCUGGUAUAGGAAGUAGAACAAAUAUCCUAGAUAAAGAUGUUAUACCAGUUUUUGAUCGGAUAAUGUCUACGAACCUGCGCGCAGUAGUUGUCCUGACGCACCUCGCUGCACCACAUCUAGUGAAAACAAAAGGUAACAUUGUGAAUGUAUCGAGCGUCGCUGGGUAUCGAGUAUUUCAAGAAAAUGUCGCUUACUGCGCGUCAAAGGCUGGACUAGAUCACUUCACUAGAGCUGUGGCACUGGAACUAGCCCCACACGGUGUUCGUGUUAACGUUAUUAAUCCAGGGCCCGUAAGAACAGAUAUUGUUGAAAAUAUGGGAGCUACAAAGGAAAUAGUAGAAGCAACUUUCGAACGUUUGCGGAGUAUGACUGCACUCUCAAGAGUUUCAGAUUCUGACGAAGUCGCCGAUCUGAUUUUGUUUAUAGCCAGUGAUAAAUCUAAGGCCAUCACAGGAUCAUCUAUUGUAACGGACAAUGGAACUCUGUUGAAAGGUAAUAGCAUGUCUCCGUUAGAAGGGUAAGCGCACAGCCUAAAAGUCAAAGACGCGAUAUGCGUUACUUCGGGUAAAUAAACUUUCCAUUUUUAAUA